This is a messenger RNA of Pollicipes pollicipes, 949 nucleotides long. Its product is annotated as alpha-taxilin. Gene Ontology annotation, molecular function: syntaxin binding. NCBI's taxonomy places the organism in Eukaryota, Metazoa, Arthropoda, Thecostraca, Pollicipedomorpha, Pollicipedidae. The record is from RefSeq and is a predicted model, not a curated record.
GAGGAGAGCGUGGCGAAGAUCCGCGAGGAGGAGGAAAAGCGGCGCGAGGUGUCCGCCAAGUUCCAGACCACGCUCAGCGACAUCACCGGCACCAUGAACGAGAACAACCAGAAGAACACCCGGCUCACGGAGGAGAACAUCGAGAUGUCCAAGAAGCUCAAGAGCCUGUGCGAGCAGUACGAACAGAAUAACUCGCUGGUUGAGAAGAUGAUGAAGCAGAAGGAGCUCGAGUCCCAGUUGGCUGAGGCACGCCUGGCCAAGAUACAGCUCGAGAUGAACCAAGAGAAGCAGGCCUUCCUCUUAGAAAAACAAAAACUCCUUCAGGAGAUGUCCACCUACCAGAAGCGCUGCACAGACCUGCAGGUGUCGGAGGUGGCGUUACGCGAGCAGCUGAGCACCUACACGGAGAAGUACGAGGACUUCCAGGGCGCCCUCGCCAAGUCCAACAAGGUGUUCGGCACGUUCAAGUCCGAAAUGGAAAAGAUGCAGAAGAACAUCCGCCGGCUGGAGAAGGAGACGAGUACGUGGCGGCAGCGCUGGGAGGGCAGCAACCGCUCCCUCCUCCAGAUGGCCGAGCAGAAACAGGCCGACGACAGCCAGCUGCUGGCCCAGCGGCGGCGCAUCGAGACCCUGGAGCGGCUCUGUCGAGCGCUGCAGGCGCGUGCCACCGACCCCCCUGCACCGUCCGGCAGUGGUGACGCCCCCGAGCCGGCCGACUCCAGCGGCGACGCCUGCCAGCGGCGCGCCGAUGACGAGACGGAGGUCACCUCCAGCCAGGACGGCCUGGUCGACUCGACGAGCGCGAGCGAGCCGGCGCCGGCCGGCGGCCCGGCCGAGUCGACCUCGGACGAGGCGCCCGGCUCGCCGGUCAGCUCGGCCACGGGGUACCUGUGAGCGGGCGGCCGGCCGCGGCGCCGCCUUGCUCCCUCGCUGUCACACCGCCAUCCGC